Molecule: messenger RNA, 460 nt
Organism: Calidris pugnax (ruff)
Lineage: Eukaryota; Metazoa; Chordata; Aves; Charadriiformes; Scolopacidae
Gene: BLCAP
Product: bladder cancer associated protein
Exons: 1
Coding region: 77-340 (87 amino acids)
Source: RefSeq, a predicted model, not a curated record
AACACCCUGACGGCCGGAGGAGCUCCUGGAGCACAUCUGAUCACUGCUGCCACAAGGCCCCAGCCAGCCAGCCACCAUGUACUGCCUUCAGUGGCUGCUACCUGUCCUGCUCAUACCCAAACCCCUCAACCCAGCCUUGUGGUUCAGUCACUCGAUGUUCAUGGGCUUCUACCUGCUCAGUUUCCUCCUGGAACGGAAACCUUGCACGAUUUGUGCCUUGGUCUUCCUAGCAGCUCUAUUCCUCAUCUGCUACAGCUGCUGGGGGAACUGCUUCUUGUAUCACUGCACAGGAUCCCAGUUGCCAGAAUCAGCUCAUGAUCCCAGCAUAGUGGGCACCUAAAAAACAAUCAUCUUCCAGUCUGCUGAGGGCUCUUGUUUUGCUUUUAAAAAGGGGGUGGGCUAGGGAGGAGGGAGGGGGUGUUCGGCAUGUGACUGGAGUAAAAACAGCCUGUUUCCUGUA